AUGUCGACCCUGGCCGACGAACUACUCCAGGACUUCGAGGACUUCGGCUCUGACGAAGAGGUCGCAGAUGAUGGCGCCAUCGAGGGCGAGGCGCCGACCAACGGCAAACCGACGAUAGGCGACAUGAGUGAGGGCGAAGAGGAGGAGGAAGAUGAGGAGAUGACGGAUGUGGUCGAUGAGGCCAAGAUUCUCGGCGACGAUGCCGAGGAGGCGAAGGUCAAGGUCGAGAAGAUGAAGUUGGGGGUUGUGAAGGACGUUCGGAGUGUGGCUACACUAAUGGAUACCCUGGGGCCCGUUCUAGAGAAAAUCGAAAAAUGCCGAUCUCAAGAACAAACGGCCGUUAUCGGAAACGUCGAGGAUCACCCCGAAUACCACCUCCUGACCCAAUCCAACAGCCUUUCAACCCACAUCGACAGCGAGAUCGUCCUCGUCCACAAGUUCAUCCGCGAUCACUACUCCGUGCGAUUCCCGGAGCUCGAAACCCUCAUCAGUAACCCCCUCGAGUAUGCCAAGGUCGUCGCCAUCCUGGGCAAUGGGCCCAUGGACGCCGAGGGCAUCAAGAAGCUACAAAAUUCUACGGAUAAUCCCCUAAAGAUCUCUCUACGCUCCGUCCUCGAUGGACCGUCGCUCAUGAUUGUCACCGUUGAGGCGACCACUACCAAGGGUCGCGAGAUGAGCCAGGAUGAGCUGAAUCGCGUACGAAGCGCUUGCCAGAUGAUUGUGUCGUUGGAUAAGGCCAAGACGACGCUCACCGAAUACGUGCAAUCGCGCAUGAACAUCUUCGCGCCCAACCUCACGGCCCUCAUCGGUUCUCUCACGGCCGCCCAGCUCCUGAAUGCCGCCGGUGGUCUUACGGGUCUUUCCAAGACGCCAGCCUGCAACAUCGCCGCUUGGGGCUCCAAGAAGCAGGCUACGCCCGGUCUAGCGACGAAUGUCGGUAUAAGGCAGCAGGGUUUCAUCUAUCACUCGCCUCUCAUUCGGGGGAUACCUAACGACCUAAAGAGGCAAGCCAUGCGCAUCGUCUCUGCCAAGCUCGUGAUGGCAGCCAGGGUCGAUCGCAUACACGAGAGCCCCAACGGAGCCAUCGGCGAACAAUUGAAAUCAGCAUGUCUCGAGAGGCUUGACAAGCUAACUGAACCGGCCGCGAACAAGGGCCAGCGAGCCCUCCCCGCGCCAGACGACAAGCCCUCGAGGAAGCGAGGUGGCAGACGAGCAAGGAAGGCAAAGGAAGCUACGGCCAUGACGGAUCUGCGCAAAGCACAAAACAGAAUGGCGUUCGGAAAGGAGGAAAAGGAAGUCGGCUACGGCACCGGCGAGGGAACGGCCGGUCUCGGCAUGAUCGGGCAGUCCAACGACGGCAGGAUCCGCGCGCUGCAGAUCGACCAGCGCACAAGAGCCAAACUCAGCGCCAAGCACAAGGGCUGGGGAGGCGCUACGCCCAUGAACGGCUUAUCGUCGUCUCUGCGCGGGUUCAACCAGGCGAGCUCGAACAUCGACUUGCGUGGAAGGGGACUUCGCACGUCGGGCGUUGGGAGCACCAUUGGUGGGAACAUGAGCACGGCGGGAACCGCAUCGUCACUUACGUUUACGCCGGUGCAAGGGUUGGAGCUCGUGGAUCCGAAGGUACGCGAGGAGCUUAGUAGGAAGAGGAAAGCGGAUGAGGACCGCUGGUUCAAGGGGGGUACGUUUACGCAGGUUGGGGGGUCUUCUUCCAACGGGGGGUUCAAGGUUCCGGACCUGCCUCCUAGCAAAAGGGUUGAUACGGGAGCUGGCAAGAUGUUACCGCCGCCUCUUCCUGUCAAGAAGUAG
Scedosporium apiospermum is the source of this 1809-nucleotide messenger RNA. Its product is annotated as Prp31 C terminal domain-containing protein. Gene Ontology annotation, cellular component: U4 snRNP; precatalytic spliceosome; U4/U6 x U5 tri-snRNP complex. The transcript has 2 exons. Lineage: Eukaryota; Fungi; Ascomycota; Sordariomycetes; Microascales; Microascaceae. Gene Ontology annotation, biological process: spliceosomal tri-snRNP complex assembly; mRNA splicing, via spliceosome. The coding region runs from base 1 to 1809 and encodes 602 amino acids. The record is from RefSeq and is a predicted model, not a curated record.